Messenger RNA from Toxotes jaculatrix (banded archerfish), 4924 nucleotides. Its product is annotated as protein-methionine sulfoxide oxidase mical3a-like. Gene Ontology annotation, molecular function: protein binding; FAD binding. Bases 1 to 4626 code for a protein of 1541 amino acids. The record is from RefSeq and is a predicted model, not a curated record. Lineage: Eukaryota; Metazoa; Chordata; Actinopteri; Toxotidae. The transcript has 31 exons.
AUGGAAGGCACGUUUUUCCCAGAAUGCCGAGCUCAGGAGCUGUUUGAUGAAUUUGUGUCGGCGUCGACCUGCAGGGCGGCGCUGCGGUCCUUCAGCCAGCUGUGUGAACAUCUGCAGCUGGACCAGAGCUCCGCUGAGAGACCGCUGUACCAAGCCAUCAAACGCCGCCUCAACUACUGGAGGGCCAACGGUCUGUGGACCAAACUGGACCGAAGGGCCACUCAGCAGGAGUACCUGAGGGCCCGGGUGUGCAACAACACCACGUGUGUGGUUAUUGGGGCAGGGCCCUGUGGUCUAAGGACGGCGGUGGAGCUGAGCUUCAUGGGAGCUCGGGUGGUGCUACUGGAGAAGAGAGACUCGUUCUCUAGGAACAACGUGCUCCACCUGUGGCCCUUCACCAUCCACGACCUGCGGGGCCUCGGGGCUAAAAAGUUCUACGGAAAGUUCUGCGCUGGCUCCAUCGACCACAUCAGUAUUCGUCAGCUGCAGCUGGUCCUGCUGAAGGUCGCUUUACUGCUGGGGGUGGAAGUCCAUGUCAACGUGGAGUUUAAGAAGCUGGUGGAGCCUCCUGAGGACCAGAGCAGACACAAGGUGGGCUGGAGGAUGGAGGUGAGUCCAAAGUCUCAUCCUGUCAAUCAGCUGGAGUUUGAUGUCAUCAUUGGAGCAGACGGACGCAGGAACACGCUGCCAGGUUUCAGGCGUAAAGAGUUCAGAGGGAAACUGGCCAUCGCCAUCACAGCAAACUUUAAAAACAGAAACACCACAGCUGAGGCCAAAGUGGAGGAGAUCAGCGGCGUGGCCUUCAUCUUCAACCAGAGGUUCUUCCAGGAGCUACGACAGGAAACUGGGAUUGACCUGGAGAACAUCGUCUACUAUAAAGACGACACACACUACUUUGUGAUGACGGCAAAGAAACGGAGUUUGUUGGAGAAAGGAGUCAUUCUCCAGGACUUCGCAGACACUGAGCAGCUCCUCUCUCGAGGGAACAUAGACCAGAAUGCAUUGCAGGUGUACGCCCGUGAGGCCGCCGACUUCUCCACCAAUCACAAGCUGCCGUGUUUGGACUUUGCAAUGAACCACUAUGGUCAGCCGGACGUCGCCAUGUUCGACUUCACCUGCAUGUACGCGUCGGAGAACGCUGCCAUGGUCCACCAACGCCACGGACACCAGCUGCUCGUCACACUGGUGGGAGACAGCCUGCUGGAGCCCUUCUGGCCGAUGGGAACCGGAGUGGCCCGGGGCUUUUUGGCUGCUCUGGAUUCAGCCUGGAUGAUCAGGAGCUGGGCUCGGGGAGGAGCUCCUCUGGACGUCCUGGCUGAGAGAGAGAGUGUGUACCGUCUCCUCCCUCAGACGACUCCAGAGAACAUGCAGAAGAACAUCAGUUUGUUCUCUGUGGAUCCAGCAACACGAUACGUCAACAUCAACCCUCUGACCAUCACACCUGCUCAGGUGAGACACCUGGUGGACACAGGAGAGGAGGCGGGGUUAAAUACAAAUGGUGGUGACAUCAUCCGCCUGCCUUCAUCCAGAUUCCUCAGGGAGGAGUCCUUCGCUCGGUCCAAUCAGUUGCUGACUUGGUGUCAGGAACAGACACGUGGCUACCGUGGUGUUGCCAUCGACGACCUGACUACUUCCUGGAAGAGUGGUCUGGCUCUGUGUGCUCUCAUCCAUCGAUACCGACCCGAUCUCAUAGACUUUGACUCUUUGGACGAGUCGUCGGUGGAGGAAAACACUCGUCUGUGUUUUGAUUUGGCUGAACGAGAGUUUGGGAUUUCUCCUCUGAUGACGGUGGAAGAAAUGUGGUCGGUAGCAGAGCCCGACUCUCUUUCCAUGGUGAUGUACCUGAGUCAGUUCUACCAGCUGCUCAAAGACUCGCCGCCCCCUGCUGGUUGUUUGUGUCGGAGCUCUGACCUGAGAUCAGCUCUCCUUGCUCCGGUGUCCCUCCUCAGCAGACUGGGACACAGUCCAUCCAGGAGAAAGAACCCAAAGGAGCACAGAGACGCUGCAGGUAAAAGGAGGAAGACCAGUGGACACAGUGAAGAGCAGCAGGAGUCAUGUGAUCUGAACGGUGACACCAACAGCCAGGUGUGUGACGAGGCGUUUGUGGGUGGGUCCAGUGGAUCCAGGGUUCGUCUGAUGGCCAAUCAGCUGCAGGCGAGGCUGGACAAGAGCUCGUCUUCCUGCAGGAUGUAUCCUUCUUCUUCUUCUUCUUCUUCUGCUGCUGCUCAGAAAAAACGAACUCUUCAACAGGAACAGAUGAGUUUUCGAUUCAAAGAGAAGAUCAAGUCUCAGAGUGUCCUCAGUGGGGACGAGCAGUUUGCAGUGGGCUGCAGUGACGUCUGCUGCUUCUGUAAGCAGAGGGUUUAUGUGAUGGAGCGUCUGAGUGCUGAGGGGAUGUUCUUCCAUCGCAGCUGUUUCCAGUGUGAUUUGUGCAGCAGCUCGCUCAGACUGUCUGCGUACGCCUACGACCAACACAACGGGAGGUUUUACUGUCUUCAGCACUACAACUGUCGCCUGAACACUCUGGCUGUGAGGAAGAGACUGACGCCGUCUGACAGAGCUGCUUCACACCGAGCAUCAAUAGCGUCUCUGGCUUCAGCUCCCUCCCUGUCCUCCGCUGACUCUCUGAUCUCAACUGACCGUCGUCGCUCAUCAGUGGCUUCUGUGAUGGCGGCGACGCCUGAGAGGAUCGAGCUUGAAAACUACCGACGGAGCUCAACCAAGGCAGAGAUGGAGCUGCAGGAGGAGCCUGAGGAGGUCUCAGAGGAGACCCUGACCCGGUUCAACCUGAGCCUGGACCCGAAACACAACCACAAGUCCAGUUCAGAAUCUGAGAUGGAGGAGGACGAGGCUAGAGGAGGAGGAGGAGGCCGGCAACUUGUGACCUCAGAGGAGGCCAGAGCUUCAUGGAGACCAACCAUGCAGCUCCACCUCCACCUGAGAGACGAGGAGGAGGAGGACGACGAUGAUGAAGAGGAGGGACGUGGUGAAGUGGAGACCAAUGACGAGGAGGAGUCUUUUUCUCCAUUUGCUCAGAGUCCCUCCUCAGCAGCAGGAAGUGACAUCAGCAUUAACACAACUGUAGAGCCUGACUCCACCUGCAACCUGCUGCCCUUCAUCACCUCCUCUACAACUUCAUCUGUGACCCCAACCCCCAGCACCACGCUCCCCACUGCCUCCAUCUCCAUACCUGACUCCACCCACAAAAACCCACAGCUCACACCUGCUGUCGUCAUAGUAACAGUCACUCAGAGACAAGCCCCCCAACAACCUGGUGGGCGGGGCUCCUUUGAUAACAUAAACCCUGAACUGCCUUCGAAGAAGCUCCUCCUUCAGGAGAGUGGGGCGGAGUCUGUGAAGGAUAGGUGGGACUUAAAUGAAGAGGAGCCAGCAUGGGUGAGGAGGAGGAGACAUAGAGGAGUGCGCAGCCUCUCCCCUCACCUCCUCCCCCCUCUGCAGGGUGGGGGUGGGCCUCUCCUUGACCAGCUGAAGGGGCUUAGGGAGGCUCUGCCCCCUGGGCAGGUGGAGGUGGAAGGAGGUGGGGCCAGAGGUCUGUGGAGGGCAGUCUUCUCUGGAAACAGGAAGAUGGAGAAGAGGAGGGGCGGGACUUUACCUCCAGAGACAGUGAAGAAGGAAAAAGCCAAUCAGAGGAGAGCUACAGGUGUGAGAGGAGGUCUGAAUCUGACAGAGGAGUCUGAUCUGGACUCAUCCACUCUGCUGCAGAGGUUUUCACUGAAACCCAGAAACAACCUGCGUUUGGAGCUGCUUGAUCUCACGUCUGAAAUUCAGAGAGUCACAGUGAAGGAAGAGGAGGAGAAGCAGGAGCCUGUGUAUGUUCCUCACGCUCUGGCUUUUAAACGAUCCUACGCCAUCAAGAAACACUCUGUGAAAGACAGAGUCUCCCUUCAGGACUCUGACGGACGGUCCUCUUGUCCCACGGAGGUUUUGGGGGUCCUAGUCCAGCCGAAGGAGCUGUCCAGUCUGAGUGUGACGGAGACCAUGUUCCAAAGGAGUCGAGAGGACGAAGAGGAAGACCUGGAUGCAAAAAUCACACGACGAGUUCAGAGAGCCGCUCGAAGACAGGCCAAACAGGAACAGCUGAAAAGACUCCACAAGGCUCAGAUGAUCCAGAGGAAGCUGCAGCAGGUGGAGGAGACACAGAGGCAGCUGGAGGAGAGAGGAGUGAUGGUGGAGAAAGCUCUCAGAGGAGAAGCUGAUUACUGGGGAGACUCUAACGACAGUCAGGACAUCGACCUUCACCUGGGAGGACUGGGUAAACUGGACAACCCAGCUUUGAUGCAGCAGUGGUUCCAGCUGGUUCAGCAGAAGAACUCUCUGGUUCGAUACGAAUCUGAACUGAUGAUAUUUGCUCGAGAGCUGGAGCUGGAGGACAGACAGAGUCGGCUGCAGCAGGAGCUCAGGGAGCGGAUGGCCGUCGAUGACCACCUGAAGGAGGACUGGCAGCUGCUGGAGGAGCGUUUGAUCCUGGAGGAGAUGUUAGAGGUGGUGGAGCAGAGAGACUCUCUGGUGUCUCUGCUGGAGGAACAGAGGCUGCAGGAGCGACAGGAAGACCAGGACCUGGAGGAGGUCAUGGCGACCCGGGGACUGGGACUCAGCUGGAUAUGAAACUGGUCUCACUGGUCUCUCUCAACAGUAACUGAACUGAACCGAACCAUCAGAUGAACCUGAGGUGAAAUCCAGAGCAGCGACUGCGACUAACGUCAACAACAAUUUUCAUUUUUACCACGAACAGAAACCAGAGGCUUCGACCACCAGGGGGCGCUGGCAAGUUACAUCCGGCUACGUUCUGGUGUACCGUUCACUGUCUGUGAUGACAGGUGAGACUGGUGAGUGGCUCCGGUCUCACUGUGGACACGGAGACAGUUUGAGCUUCAGAGGGACACGUUUGUAUUGUGCCAACGCC